AUGUUUGCCUCAACGAGUAAUGCUCUAAAACUACACGCAAUUUCAGAUCAAUACCUAGAACCAGUAUGUACGUAUAAACCUAAAAAAGCAGUAAAUACAACUAUAACCAACCUAACCUGGUGUCACGAUAAUUCGUAUAUCUGCAUCCUACAGGAAGAUUCGUUCCCUCAAAUCGUUUCUUCUAAAGAUAGAACUAACAUCGAAUUAAUCCACACCGUACAAGCUCUAAAGAAAGUGACUGCCAUUAAAUUCAAACAACAUACUAAACGAACUAUGGCGCUCGGAAAUUACGAAGGAGAAGCCGUUUUAUACGACACGAAAAACAGAAAUAUUUUAAAGAAAGUAUGUCAACUCAACUCCCCGGUUAGAUUUAUAGAUUUUAAUUGUAACGAUGAAAAUCUAGCGAUAUGUACUGAAGAAUUAGUAGCACUGUUUAGUGACAACGAAGCUAGUAAUAAUUUCGUGAAAACAGCUUGUUUUUUAGAAAACGCUUCGUUUAUAAAAUACCAUCCGACAAUUUCCAACAUUAUAAGUAUCGCUAAUAAUAACGGUUGUUUAACUUUAAAAGACAUCGACCACGAAAAAGAUUUAUUCAAAUAUAAGAACCAUAAUGGCGUCAUUACCGGAAUCAAUUUCACUUGCAACCAAAAAGUAAUUCUAACAACAGGUUUAGAUAAAAAGAUAUGCAUCUACGAUUACGAUAAUGGAGAAUGCGUAUUUCGUAUUAAUAUUAAUCAAGCAAUUACUUCGAGCGAUAUUAGUAUAGAUGACGUAUGCGUUGCGGUAGGAUUAGAAGAUGGCAGCAUAUCCCUUUACGAUAUUAGAGACCCGUUAAAGCCUUUAAUGUGUAGUAGCGCGCAUAGCGGUCCGGUUACGAGGAUAGCUUUCGAGAAAGCGCCUUUAUUUCUUGAAGCCGCGCCACCGGAAAUGUCUGUAACUAAUCUAAGUACCAGCGACGUCGAUGAACAAUCUGAUUUAGUUAAGGUACUUUACGAAGUUGAAUCUGAUCCGAAUGAAAAAUUUAUGCAAGGGAUUAUGAGAAUAAUUAAGAGCAAUACGGAUUAUUUGGAAGCUCAAUUAAACGAUCACUGUAGUAAAUAUCAGAAUUUUGUAAUGAACGAAUUCGAAUCGAUACAAAACGCGAUGAACCGAUGGGACGUUUUCAACGUCGGGGAUCCUACGGAUUUCGGAAAAACGUUGAAUCUUUCCGAUAAUAAAAGUGUUAAGAACGCUUUCGCUAAAUAUUUUUCUGCUAAAUAA
Diorhabda carinulata is the source of this 1260-nucleotide messenger RNA. Its product is annotated as protein NEDD1-like. The transcript has a single exon. The record is from RefSeq and is a predicted model, not a curated record. Gene Ontology annotation, cellular component: pericentriolar material; spindle pole; centriole. NCBI's taxonomy places the organism in Eukaryota, Metazoa, Arthropoda, Insecta, Coleoptera, Chrysomelidae. Gene Ontology annotation, biological process: microtubule nucleation; mitotic cell cycle. Bases 1 to 1260 code for a protein of 419 amino acids. Gene Ontology annotation, molecular function: gamma-tubulin binding.